AUGAACCCUUUCUUCACCAAUCCUUUAUUUCUUGACAAUCACGGCCCAACACCCCCAAAUUUCCAAUUGGACUCGAGUUCAUCCGACGAGACGGAACGGUAUAUUAAUCUAUUCACAAUGUCCGUGAUACUGCCUCCUCUUCAAGAACGUAUACGAGACGCGACAAUCGUGAGAUGCACAUCUGCAGUUCGCCAGUUAGGAUACGGUAGUAAUCCCGACAGUUUAGAUGAUUACCUAAAUAUGUCGGAAAGAUCGUCACGUGACACCCUUAAUGCUUUUUGUGAUGGAGUUAUUAAGUUGUAUCGGCAUGAAUAUUUGCGUAGGCCAACGCGGAGUCUUGAUUGUACACACUGGGCUUGGGAUAAUUGUCCAGUAGCUUGGCGUGGCCAGUACACGCGAGGUGAUCAUCACGGGCCGACGAUAUCGCUUGAAGCAGUUGCAUCACUGGAUUGUUGGAUUUGGCACGCAUACUUUGGUGUUGCCGGUUCAAACAACAACAUUAAUGUGUUGAACCAAUCUUCUUUGUUCAAUCCUUUUGAAGACGGCACAACACCGUUGGUUCCAUUCACUGUAAAUGGAACCGAAUAUCAGUACCCAUAUUUUCUCGUGGAUGGGAUCUACCCAAGAUAUGCGAUGUUUGUGAAAACGAUUUCCCAUCCAACCGGUGAGAAAAGGAUUCGAUAUGCUAAGGCACAGGAGGCUGCAAGGAAGGAUGUGGAACGAGCUUUUGGUAUUAUAAAAAAAAAUGGAAAAUACUUAGAGAACCGGCACGACAAAUGGAAGAAACCCCCAUCCGUAAGAUUAUGUAUGCGUGUUGUAUUCUUCACAACAUGA
This is a messenger RNA of Erigeron canadensis, 834 nucleotides long. RefSeq lists its product as uncharacterized. Lineage: Eukaryota; Viridiplantae; Streptophyta; Magnoliopsida; Asterales; Asteraceae. The record is from RefSeq and is a predicted model, not a curated record. The coding region runs from base 1 to 834 and encodes 277 amino acids. The transcript has 3 exons.